AUGUCUGCCUUCGUUCGCGUCUCAGGACCGCCGAAUAGCAACUUCCUAGUUGGCUACCCGGGCAUUUCAGCCACCCUCCCUCGAAUAGAGGGCAAGGUCGAGAUCCGUCCCAAAGCUGGCAUCUCCGCCCCCGUCAAUGUCUCGCUCGUCACCAUCGCAUUGCACCGCCGCGAGACGAUCCAUCCCUCGGCCGACUCCGUCACCAAGAAGCACCUGGCUGCCCCGCGCAAGGAAAUCACCGACAUUGUCGGCAAGGAGAUGCUCUUGUACCGAUGUUCGCCUGGGCGGGAAUUCGAGAGCAUACUAUGCAUGGACCUGCCCUUUGUCAUCUUCAUACCCUAUGGCCGCGGCGGUGAGGAAGUAGCAAGGAGGGUGCCGCCUGCCAGCUUACAGCUACCGAGUCGAACAGCCGAAACUUUCUACGAGCUCGUCGUGACAGUGCAGCAGGGCCCGCAGGAGCAGAAGAAGCACCCCUUCGCCGUACCCAUACAACGAUACGACACCCUCUCCACCUUUGGCAUGUACAACCGGCCUGAGAGCGCUGAGCGUGUGACCGACCAUCUUGUUACCCUUGGCAUAAGCCUUCCGCGAUGGAGCUACGGCCCACUCGACCCAGUUUCCGUCUACAUCAAGCUGAGCCCAAACCCAGACUGGCUGAACAAGGCGAGAAAGGUCACCAUUCAAAAGAUCACCGUGGGCAUAGACGAGGAGAUCAUCUUCAACCACGAGGGAGAUGAGCCAACACGCAAGGUCAAAACAUUAGCCAAGACGACGCAGGCCGUGGGCGUCAAGAUGCCCGAAGCCGGCUACUUCACAAACCUUGGCCUGGUCUUUCCCGCAAAAGAUCUACGAGACAAUGCAGGUAUCAUACCGCGAGGGCAGAAAGAGUUUCCCAUGUACGCUGUCAAUGGCUUCACCACAACCGGCACUCUGUACAAGAUUGAGUAUUAUCUCACCGUCAAGGCGCAAAUGUCAUCAGCGAGAGAUAUUCUGCUCCGUCAGCCCAUCGUUGUAUGUCCGUUUGAUCACGCUGGCUGCAAAGAGGAAAUGGAGGCUAUCGAACAGGCCGCCAAGGAUGCCGCACACGUAACACCAGACAACCCCAUGCUACCCGCUAGCACUAUUGUUCGAUCUACUGACCCGGAAGGCCUGCGCGCACUGGGCAUGUCGAUUGUGCAAGGCAAACGCAAACCGCUAAUCGAGUGA
Messenger RNA from Pyrenophora tritici-repentis Pt-1C-BFP, 1206 nucleotides. Its product is annotated as arrestin domain conatining protein. Gene Ontology annotation, cellular component: division septum. The record is from RefSeq and is a predicted model, not a curated record. Lineage: Eukaryota; Fungi; Ascomycota; Dothideomycetes; Pleosporales; Pleosporaceae. Gene Ontology annotation, biological process: division septum assembly.